Messenger RNA from Phytophthora sojae, 240 nucleotides. RefSeq lists its product as hypothetical. The transcript has a single exon. Lineage: Eukaryota; Oomycota; Peronosporomycetes; Peronosporales; Peronosporaceae. The annotation marks the transcript as partial. The record is from RefSeq and is a predicted model, not a curated record.
UUGGAUGGCUGGUGCUCAUGCGCCGACUUCACCUUCUCGGACGGCGGGACUUCUCGCGGCCAGAAGGCGGAGUGCGCUAUCUACAGGGCGCCCUGGUGCGACCCUGGUAUUUGCAACACUUCCGACUCGAUGAUCGACAUCUUCGUGAAGCGUCUACCGGCGGUCGGCGUCAACGCCGCUAAGGCAACCAACGUGUGGCUGGUGCCAGGUGGACCGGGGCAACCUUCAUCGGACGGUUAG